CGCAUUCGCAAAAGCUAUCCAAAUCCUAUUAUAAUAAACCAAAAGAAAUACCUCAAAAUGGUCCGUCAAUUCAAGCACCACGAGCGGAAACUCCUUCGCAAGGUCGACUUCCACAACUACAAAUCCGAAAGCGACCACCGCGAACACACCGUCCGCGCCCGCUACCACCUCCAAGAUCCUUCCGACUACCGCAAAUAUAACGCGCUCGCCGGAUCCCUGCGGCAACUCGCGCACAAGCUCUCCGCGCUAGACCCCGAGGCCGACCCUGUCAGAAAACAGAUUGAAAGCGAUGUGUUGGAGAAGUUGUGGCGGAUGGGGGUGUUGAAACAGAAUCGGGAGCAGGGAGCUGGACUCUCCAGGGUUGAGAGGGAGGUUACUGUUUCGGCAUUUUGUAGGAGGAGGUUGGCGAUUUUGAUGGUUAGGAGUGGGAUGGUGGAGAAUGUUAAGGCUGCGAUUACGUUCAUCGAACAAGGUCAUGUGCGUGUCGGGACUGAGGUGGUCACUGAUCCUGCGUUCCUGGUGACCCGGAAUAUGGAGGAUUUCGUGACAUGGGUUGAUUCCAGCAAGAUCAAGCGUAACAUCAUGCGCUACCGCGACAAUCUGGACGACUUCGAUUUGAUGUAAAUAUACCCUGGCAUCUACUAUGGCGUUGAUUGGAAGUUUUUAUAAAAGGAUUUGUAUUGUAUAGUUGGAUAAGCGUGAUUAAUAACGAUUAUUAAUAACGUGUG
This is a messenger RNA of Aspergillus ruber CBS 135680, 728 nucleotides long. Its product is annotated as snoRNA-binding rRNA-processing protein IMP3. Gene Ontology annotation, cellular component: small ribosomal subunit; Mpp10 complex; small-subunit processome. The record is from RefSeq and is a predicted model, not a curated record. Gene Ontology annotation, biological process: rRNA processing. The transcript is spliced from 3 exons. The coding region runs from base 58 to 624 and encodes 188 amino acids. Gene Ontology annotation, molecular function: rRNA binding; snoRNA binding; structural constituent of ribosome. Lineage: Eukaryota; Fungi; Ascomycota; Eurotiomycetes; Eurotiales; Aspergillaceae.